This is a messenger RNA of Chara braunii, 3776 nucleotides long. NCBI's taxonomy places the organism in Eukaryota, Viridiplantae, Streptophyta, Charophyceae, Charales, Characeae. The record is from the annotation of a GenBank genome assembly.
CGGUUGGCGAGAGGGCAGAGGCAAGUAGGGAGGAGGGUUGAGCUGUGGUGGUGUGAAGUGAGGGGUGGGGUUUUCGUUGAGGGACGGCGCUGCUGCUGCUGCGAAUGGGUGCUGAGCUGGAGCACUACGCGCCCGCCACUUGGCCGGCGGCGGCGGCCUGUCGGCGUGAUGUAUUUAUCAUGACCAAAAGUUUUGCCGGCUCAUCGCAGGUUGGACGACAAGUUGACGAUCGCGACCCGACGCGUAGGCCGAGAAUGUGGGGACCACCACAGCGGAUGUCUCGAGGGUGGUGGUGCAAUCUGCGUGAUUCUCUUCCGGGUCAUCGUUCCUCUUUCAAGCACGCCCCUUCCUUCUUCUUCCUCGUCGACAUCGUCCUUGUGCUGCUGGUUGUCGUUGCCGCCGCCGACGACGGGAGGGGGGGGGGGCUGAUGGGGCGGCACGGACAAAACAAGGUACAGAGUGAACAUUCGGGUGGACAUUCGCUGGUUGUCCUCGUUGUCGGCGGCGGGCUGAUGCGGCGGCACGGACAAAAAGACAAGGUACAGAGUGGACAGUCGCAUGAACAUACGGAUGAACAUUCGGGUGAACAUUCGCGUGCACAUUCGCUUGUUGUCGUUGCCGGCGACAACGGCAACGGCGGGGUGAUGUGGCGGCACCGACAAAACAAGGUAGGGAGUGAACAUUCGCGUGAACAUUCGGGUGAACAUUCGGGUGAACAUGCGGGUGAACAUUUGCUCUUGAUGUUGCCGUUGACGACGGCGAAGAGGACUCCGUGGUGGAGUUUGAACGUAGCGGCAGUGAGACGGAUGGGCGAUGGCGUCCCUGAGGAGGUAGUAGGGGAGGCGAAGAUUUUCUGUCGGGGUGGGAGGAAAGGGAGAAGGGGAAGACGAAGGGGAGGGGGAGGGAUGGGAGGAAGAGAAGAAGGGUUCUGGGUGUUCCAAGCGGGAGAGGAGGAACAUCGAGAAGACGGAGCGGAAGGCCGAACAGAGGUGGGAAAGAUGAUGACGAGAGCUACUUACUCCCGUCGGUUUCUGUUAACAGCUGCGGAAGCGAGCCAGGGAGGACAGGCCUUCGUCACCAGCCAAUCAAGCAGCAGCAAUCAGUCAAGCACCAACCAUUCAAACACCGAUCUGUCUAGCAACGACCGCUAUUCCCAGAGCAAUAGCUCUACUGCGGCAUCGUCGUCUGAAGCCGCAGAUCGAAGCACACAGGCUCCUUCUUCUUUCUCACCGCGCCCCCCUCUUAGUCCUUCUUCUUCUUCUUCUUCUUCUUCUUCUUCUCCUCCUCCUUCAUACCCCAUCCGUCGACCUAAGGCUGUGACAGCUGAAGCUUCACGGAAGGGACAUGGGGAGGGGAAUGGCACGCAGAGUCUUCCUGCAUCCGCUGAGGUCAGCAAGCCGGCGGUGGCGAUUUACGGGACGGUGGUGGGUUUCGUUUUCGUCCUCUUCCUCGUGACGGCCAUCGCUGUGACCUUCAGACAGUGUGUAGGGGUAGGUCAUCCUCCUCCUACGGACAGCGUAUCGUCCGACAUGGCUGAUCUUGGUAAGGAUGAGGGGGCUCCCUUGCGGAUGGGGAGGAAGUCUGACAUGCCGGAUGACGAACCGUCGAACAGUGUCCCGUUGCAACGUGCGCGUAUCUCCAUUCCCCGUCGGCGGCCCGGGCGUCUUCUUCCCGGCGAGCGCGAGGGAGAGGGAGAAGGGUACCAGGAUUUGCAGAGCGGCGUAGUGUUCGGAGCGAUGGGGACGGCGAAGAAAUACGCGGCGGAGGAGAUGAGGAUCGCGACGAUGAACUUCGCCGUCGAGAUCGGGAGAGGCGGCUACGGCGUGGUUUACAAAGGGACUCUGCCCGACGGCACCGACGUGGCCGUCAAGGUCUUCAGCAUGGACGCCAGGCAAUCCGAAGCGGAGUUCCUUGCUGAGGUUACUGCCAUCGGGCGGUUGCAGCACAUGAACAUCGUCUCCCUCCUAGGGUUCUGUACGGAAGGGAAGCUGAUGAUGGUCUACGAAUUCAUGGCUAAUGGCGAUCUACACGAAGCGAUCUUUGGCCCUAAGAUCCUGCUGGAUUGGGAGAGAAGGAGGUCCAUCGCCAUCGACGUCGCGCGAGGUCUCGUCUACCUGCACGACGAUUGCAAGAUGCGCGUGGUUCAUGGGGACGUCAAGCCGAGGAACGUGCUCCUGAAUGGGCGGCUGGUUGCACACGUGGCGGAUUUUGGCCUCGCCAGACUUAUGAAUCGCGACCUGUCGCAGCAAUUCACGGACAACGUCAGGGGCACGAAGGCCUACAUAGCGCCGGAGUACGCUUUAGAUGGGGUCAUAUCCGAGAAGCUGGAUGUGUAUAGUUAUGGCAUCGUGCUAUUGGAGAUGGUGACGGGCCGGAAGCACCUUAGCAAGCUCGGAGCCAAUGAUCAGACGGGGCGGCUGCUGGGUCUGCCGGCGGUGGCGCGCGCCGCCCUUGCGCCGGGUGGGGCGGGCGUUCGGUCCGUCGUUGACCCGCGACUGCGCGGGGAGUUCGUGCGCGAGCAAGCGGAGAUGCUCCUCUUCAUUGGCCUCAGCUGUGUGGCUGUCGACCCAGAGACUCGCCCGUCCAUGAGUCAGAUUCUGGCUAUGCUGCGAGGGCAGGUGGAUGUGAUCCGCUCCGACACCAAGGACAUGAUUCUCGAUGUCUUCUCUGCCUCUGGGGAGCUGCUCGCUCCCCCCGACGGGACCACCGCCCCCCCGCUAGCUAUGUCUCUCAUAGACUGCGUGUCGACCAACAUCGCUUCGGGUUCCAGCGUUGCAGGGGCACGGUCAACGUCGCCUUCGGGUAGCGCAAUGGAGAUCGUCACCGCCGAUCUAACGACCACGAGCGAUGACCCGUUGAUGAGGCGAGGGAGAUCGUAUUCACCACGCAAGCAUUACAGAGGAUCUACUUCCGAAGAUCGCGAAGUACAAUCCCAGGUGAAGGAGAUUGGAGAUAGCGUGGCAACAUUGCGUGAGUAUAUCGAAGCCGACCGAGCUAAGAAAGAUGCGAAGGCUCGUAAGAAAGCCGAAAAGAAGGAAGCUGAGCGCAUUGCUAAUGAGGAGAAGGAAGCUAGGGAGCGCAAAGCUAAGAAGAGGGCGGAGAAAGCUCGGGAGGAGGAAGAGAGAGUUGAGGCAAUACGUAAGGAUAUAGAUCUACAUGUCAAGCUUACAGUGAAGGAAGCACUCAGUGGAGCCUGCUCCGAGUUCCGGGAUGCUUUCGAUGCUGCGAAGCUCCACGAGAAGAUGAAGGGGAAACAAAAAGUGAACUACGUACCGGAUGAGGAAUUCUCCGAUGACGAAUUUGUGAGCAGUGAUACGGAGGAGAUACGUGAACGGACGCGAGGUCUAAGUAUUAAUGAAAAACGGAAGAGAGGGCCAGAUCCUGUCUUCGAGGAUAGCCCGCCCAUGGAGUUGCCGGCGAAGAGGACACCUAAGCGUACACCGAAGCGUACACCGAAGCGUACACCGAAGAGGGGGAUUUCGAAACCGGCGAAGCUUACACCAAGGUUGGCUCGUUCGAAGACCAAGGCGAAGGUAAAACUCUUCCCAGCAACCAAGGAACGAUUCAAGUUGGCAGUGAAGCGGAAGAUCCCUGCUACGAUGGGCAAGAUUGGUUGUUACAAGUUCAGGGACGAGGUGAUGCGACUGCUCAAAGAGCACGACGCGAUUACUCUGCAAAACCUUUGCUUUGAGGAAGGGAUUCAGUAUAAUGGUAAGAUUGAUGCGAUCUUUGACUAAGCGGAGCACAGGACUUACACCGCCUAUGGUACCGACGAC